Messenger RNA from Cucurbita moschata (crookneck pumpkin), 1372 nucleotides. Its product is annotated as uridylate kinase. Gene Ontology annotation, cellular component: cytoplasm. Gene Ontology annotation, biological process: UDP biosynthetic process. The transcript is spliced from 7 exons. Lineage: Eukaryota; Viridiplantae; Streptophyta; Magnoliopsida; Cucurbitales; Cucurbitaceae. Gene Ontology annotation, molecular function: UMP kinase activity. The record is from RefSeq and is a predicted model, not a curated record. The coding region runs from base 216 to 1223 and encodes 335 amino acids.
UUAUAUACCGAAGCAACGAAAUGAUAUCUAUUUCCCUGCGAUAUUCACUACAAACAAAACACAACCUCCAACUCCCUUAUUGAUUGGAAAAGGAGGUGAGUGUGAGGCAGAACCCUAAACCCACUUUCAAUUCCGCAUUCGGCAGCCAAGAGAGAGACGAGAAAGACGGCGGUUUGUGAGGGGGUGAUAAUCGUUCUUUGUUGUUCGUUUCUUUGAUGGCAAUACCCAUGUCCCUUGUUCCCUGUUCCAGUUUUGCUUCUUAUUCUUCCUCCUCGUUUCCAUUGCAAUCUCGUAAUCCCUUCAAGCCCCAUCGCCAUGGUUUAAAGAUGGAUAAUCCCACCUCAAAUGGGUCGCUCGUUGUUAGCUGUUCCGCUCGCGAAAUGGGUUCCAACUCUGACCCUUUGAACGGGAGCAUGAAGCAUCAGAUAUCAUCUAUGGCUCCUAGCGGGAUGACACUAAAUGAAGCUUCCAUGUCCAUGCCAUCGUAUAAAUGGCGAAGAGUAUUGCUUAAAGUAAGCGGUGAAGCACUUGCUGGUGAUCGGUUGCAGAAUAUUGAUCCGAAGGUUACUAUGGCGAUUGCGAGGGAGGUUGCAGCUGUAACGCGUCUGGGCAUUGAGGUUGCUAUAGUAGUUGGUGGGGGUAACAUUUUUCGUGGAUCGUCGUGGGCUGGAUGUAGUGGCUUAGACCGUUCGUCUGCCGAUUACAUUGGGAUGUUGGCAACAGUGAUGAAUGCUAUAUUUCUUCAAGCCACAAUGGAGAGUAUAGGCAUUCCCACACGAGUGCAGACGGCGUUUCGUAUGUCCGAGGUUGCGGAGCCAUAUAUUCGACGUAGGGCUGUGAGGCACUUGGAAAAAGGCAGAGUUGUGAUCUUUGCAGCUGGUAUAGGCAAUCCGUUUUUCACUACAGAUACUGCAGCGGCCCUCCGUUGCGCAGAAAUUAAUGCAGAAGUUCUGCUGAAAGCGACAAACGUUGACGGGGUUUACGAUGAUGAUCCGAAACAAAACACGAAUGCACGUCUACUCGAGACUCUUACAUACCAGGAAGUAACGUCGAAGGACCUUUCAGUGAUGGACAUGACAGCGAUUACUCUAUGUCAGGAAAACAACAUUCCUGUUGUUGUCUUCAAUCUAACAAAACCGGACAACAUCUCGAAAGCCAUAAAGGGCGAGAGAGUCGGGACGUUGAUCGGAGGAACAUGGAACUCAAACGUAACAAGCACGUGACAACGAUUCUUGUAUAGUAGGGAUUUGACGAGAUUUUGACAUUGAUAGCUUUUGGAACAAUUUGCACGAGAUUUGUUUAAAUAAAGUAUUGAAAUCUUUUGUAAGAUCUAAACCCCACCGUUAGUAGAUAUUGUCUGCUCUAUCUCGUA